AUGGCUUUAUCACAUCAACACAGCGAGGUAGAGGCAUCUCACGAUGACCCCUACCUCAACGACCCCGAGACAACCAAGAAGCCAGUCACCGCCGACGAGGCAAUGGAAAUUGCCAUUGGGGAAACCACGACAGCCAAAUACACGAUCGACUCAGAUAACUCGCCUUAUCUCGAGGUCCGGGCAAAUGUACCCAAUACAGAUGACCCCAGCCUGCCUGUCAAUACGGUGCGGAUGUGGUGCCUCGGCGUGAUAUUCACAUUAGUUGGAACCGGAGUUAACCAAUUCUUCUCGAUGCGAUAUCCCAGCGUGACCAUCACGUCACUAGUUGCGCAGUUGCUCAGCUAUCCGCUUGGAUGCUUCGUUGCCAAAGUCCUGCCUGUAAAAAGCAUUCGUAUUUUUGGGUGGGAGCUUGUUCUCAAUCCCGAUCGUCAUUUCAAUAUCAAGGAGCAUGCGGUGAUCACGAUCAUGUCGAAUCUCAGUUUUGGCCAGUCUUGGGCGAGUGCCACCAUCCAGGCACAGAAAGCGUUCCUAGGAAUGAAAACGCCCGUUGGCUACCAGAUUCUGUUGUCGCUGUCGAUGCAGAUGUUUGGGCUUGGGUUGGCUGGGUUGGUUUAUAAAUAUAUUGUUGAACCACCGCAGAUGAUAUGGCCUUCAACUCUGGCAAAUGCGGCAUUGUUCGAAACACUGCACAGCCAAGCAAACCUCAUUGCCAAUGGCUGGCGGAUCUCGCGCUACAAGUUCUUCUUGUAUGUUUUUAUUGGAGGUUUCUGCUGGUACUGGCUGCCGGGAUUCAUUUUUACUGGGUUGAGUACAUUUGCAUUCAUCUGCUGGGCCGCCCCGCACAACAAAAUCCUCAACAACCUUUUCGGCAUGACCACCGGUCUUGGAUACCUACCCACUACCUUUGACUGGAGUCAGAUCGCGUACAAUCAAUCACCCCUGGUCAUUCCCUUCUGGGCCCAAGCAAAUGUCUUUGCAGGCUGGUUCUGCAUUUAUGCCGUGGUGACACCGAUCAUCUACUACACUAAUACCUGGUUCACUGCGUACCUCCCUUUGACAGGAUCUGAUGCCUACGACAAUACCGGUCAGACAUACAACUCGAGUCGGAUUCUAGACUCGACCGGUGCAAUUGACGAAGCAAAGUACCGGGCCUACAGCCCUAUUUAUCUACCUGCCACUUUUGCCAUGUCCUAUGGGGUGGGCUUUGCGGUGCUUAGUUGUUUAAUUACUCAUGUGCUCCUUCACCAUGUCAAGGAUAUCAUUGACACAUUUCGCGGGGACAAAAAGAAAGAUAUCCAUGCCAGACUUCUCUCUCGGUACCCAGAUGCACCUUGGUGGUGGUAUGGAAUUAUGACGGUUUUUGUCAUCGUUGUUGCAAUCAUCACACAAUAUGUCUGGCAUACAGGACUUCCCUUUUGGGGGGUAUUCCUCACCCUUGCCUUGGCUGCGAUCUACGUUAUCCCUGUGGGGAUUGUUUACGCUGUGGCGAAUCUCAACAGCAAUGUUUUGACUGUUCUUGGAGAGAUUAUUUCUGGCUAUGUGCUUACGGGUCGACCCCUAGUGCUGCUGAUCUUCAAGUUCUAUGCCUAUACAGGGAUCAGCCAAGCGAUGAUCUACAGUGCAGAUAUGAAGCUGGGGCUCUACAUGAAGGUCCCUCGCCGUACCUUGUUUGUCGCGCAGCUGAUCGCUUGUAUCUUGGGCAGCUUGACGCAAAAUGGCGUUCUUUUGUGGAUGCUCGGCAAUGUAAAGGAUGUUUGCUCCAGCACCCAGGCAGAUCGUUUCACUUGCCCACAAGGACGAGUUAACUACAACAGUGCAAUCUUCUGGGGUGCUAUUGGACCCACCCGCUUGUAUAAUAUCGGGAAAAUAUACUCGGGUCUCCUGCAUAUGUUCUGGAUCGGCGCAACCUUACCGAUCCUCACAUUCAUAUUGAGAAAGAAAUGGCCCAACUCGAAGAUUUUGAACGCUGUGCAUUGGCCCAUUUUCUUUGCGGGGACUGGUAACCUGCCACCAGCGACAGGAAUCAAUUACUCUACCGCAUUUGUGGUCAGCUAUAUCUUCAAUCGGUACCUGAAAAACCGCAAGCCACAAUGGUGGGCCAAAUACAACUACGUUCUCUCCGCCGCACUCGACUCUGGUGUGGCCGUUUCGGCAAUUGUAAUUUUCUUUGCGUUGGUUCUGCCUCGGGUGAGUCUCAGCUGGUGGGGGAACAAUAUCAACAGCGGCACCGUGGACAGCCAGGGGAUUCCGUGGAAGGAACUGGGAGCGAACGAGACUUUUGGGCCAUCUACGUGGACGUGA
Messenger RNA from Penicillium alfredii, 2301 nucleotides. RefSeq lists its product as uncharacterized. Lineage: Eukaryota; Fungi; Ascomycota; Eurotiomycetes; Eurotiales; Aspergillaceae. The record is from RefSeq and is a predicted model, not a curated record. The transcript has 12 exons. Gene Ontology annotation, biological process: transmembrane transport. The coding region runs from base 1 to 2301 and encodes 766 amino acids. Gene Ontology annotation, molecular function: oligopeptide transmembrane transporter activity.